GCGGCCGCCUUGGGUAAAGUGAGGGGUGGGCUUCCUUCACGUCGCCGGCCGCGCGUCCCCAUGAGGAGAAAGAGGCGGCGGCGGCGGCGGCGGUCGGGCGGGCGAGCAUGGGCUCGUUGAGCAGCCGCGUGUGGGGCCCCCGAGCCGGGGCGGCUGAGGGGGCGGAAGCGGCGGGGGGUCGGAGGGGCGACGGGACCCUCCCCAAACGGAAGCGCGGCGAGGGGCUGAGCGAGAGCGAGAGCGGCGAGGAGAGCGACGGCGAGGAGCGGCUGCUCAACACCCCCAGGAGGAAAAAGCUAAAAAGCACUUCGAAGUAUAUUUAUCAGACUCUGUUUCUGAAUGGUGAAAACAGUGAUGUUAAAAUAUGUGCCCUGGGAGAAGAAUGGAACUUGCACAAGAUAUACCUCUGUCAGUCUGGCUACUUUUCAAGUAUGUUCAGUGGGUCUUGGAGAGAAUCAGGAAUGGACACAAUAGAAUUGGAAAUUCCUGAUCAGAAUAUUGACAUAGAAGCCUUACAGGUUGCCUUUGGCUCACUUUACCGGGAUGAAGUGUUAAUAAACCCUAGUAGAGUCAUUGCCCUCCUGGCAGCUGCCAGCAUGCUACAGCUGGAUGGCUUAAUACAGCAGUGUGGUGAGACAAUGAAGGAAACAAUCAAUGCAAAAACUGUGUGUAGCUACUAUAAUUCCGCGGGAACAUAUGGAUUAGAUUCUUUGAAAAAAAAGUGUCUUGAGUGGCUCUUGAAUAAUCUGAUGACCCACCAGAGUGUGGAACUCCUCAAAGAACUCAGCAUCAACCUCAUGAAACAGCUGAUCAGUUCCUCUAACCUGUUUGUCAUGCAAGUGGAGAUGGACAUAUAUACUGCUCUAAAGAAGUGGAUGUUCCUUCAGCUGGUGCCUUCUUGGAAUGGAUCAUUGAAACAGCUUUUAAGUGAAGCAGAUUCCUGGUUCUCCAAACGCAGGAAAGAUUUUGAGGAUGGGAUCUCAUUCUUGGAAACGGAACAAGGAUAUGCAUUUAUACCCGUGUUCAAAUAUCUGAGGCUGCAGUAUAUAAUCAGCGAUCUGGCAUCCGCAAGAAUUAUUGAACGAGACAGCCUGAUCCCUGCAGACUGGCUGUUCUCUGUUUACAAACAGCAGUGGUUUGCCAUGCUUAGAGCAGAACAAGACAAUGACGUUGGGCCUCAAGAGAUUAAUAAAGAGGAACUAGAAGCAAACAGUAUGCGGUGUGGCAGAAAACUUGCCAAAGAUGGUGAUUAUUGCUGGCGAUGGACAGGCUUCAACUUUGGCUUUGAUCUGCUGGUCACGUACACCAAUCGUUACAUUGUCUUCAAACGCAACACGCUAAACCAGCCCUGCAGUGGCUCCGUCAGUUUGCAGCCCCGGAGAAAUAUCGCUUUCAGGCUGCGCCUGGCUUCUUUCCAUAGCAGUGGAAAGCUUAUUUGUAGCAGAACUGCAGGAUAUCAAUUACUAACCCUCGAAAAAGAUCAGGAACAAGUAGUGAUGAAUUUGGACAGCAGGCUGCUGGUCUUCCCUCUGUAUAUCUGCUGCAACUUUCUGUAUACCUCCGCCGAAAAGAGGAGAGAAAACGAUGGGCAGUGAGAUAACCCAGCCAGCUGAGAUUGACUUUUGAAAUGUCUUUGUGUGGUCAUUUUCAUUUGGAAGCUCCUGGUGCCUUGAAAGAAACAUCGUGAAAUGCUCUUAUCUAUUGAAGAAAAAGAGAGAGGAAUCUGAUAUCCUAUGAUUGUCAGCUCCGGCAGCUCCAGCCGGCAUGACUAACCGGUGAGGUAUGUUGGGAGCUGUAGUUUUUGAGGAAUUGUGAGCCACAGGUUCCCCACUCCUGCUGCAGCAGAUAAAUGCGAUGCCCACCUCACCUCUCUACAUUCCUAUGCCUGUCUGAAUUUUCUCCUGUGAAUUCUCGGCCCUAGAGAAUGACACAGACUAUAUAAGGAUUGCCACCAGUUUCUUGACAGUACAGAAAUACUUAUUAACUGAGCCUGCUUAAUUAAAAGGGAGUAGGAUGAUAUAUCAAUAAAGCCCACAAAUUAACUUUAAUAGAGAACACCGUUUUUUUAUGGUCUCUUGAUUUGUUCUUCUGACCAAGCCCUUCAUUGUUAAGGGUCAGUUCCUGGCUUGAUGAAAUCUCUGGAUUGUCUUUAAUUCAUUAUACCUGUAAAUACUUCCUAUUGAGUUGAAAACUUUGUAUAAUAUAUCCUGUUUUGUUUCCGAGAAAUAUAUAUAUAUAUUUUUAAACAUUGGUUGUAUUUUUUUAAGAGUCAUUUUGUAGAAUCCAGCUGCCUCAAUUCAGUAUUUUUAAUUCAUCAGAUCCAUCAUUUAAUUCUUGGAUAUACUUUUUUAACUUUUUGGGUUUUGACUUGGAAAAAAAAAAAGCACUCCCAAACCCCGAAGCGAGUGGGUCAGCCUCUGCUAGUCAGGCGGCUACGUCCAGCCCAGGAGAAAAGGGGCUAUAGCUGAGAAUGGCCUUUUGACCCGCAGGUCUCUCUGAUCUCUUCUGAUCUGUGGCCAGAAGGGCCCCGGAGAGGGGGAAAUCCUGGAUCCCGGGUAGCCUUCAAGGCACCCAAGUCCCAGGGGACUGAAGGUACACGCCACGGGUCUCAGGACUUCAAAAACUAGCCUGUUAAAUAGAAUCAUUGAAAGGCCUUUUUUUUUUACUGAACUCUGACUCAAGGGAAAAUGUAAACCCCAUCUUCAGGAAUUUAGAACUUUUUGAGUUGUAUUUUUUAUUUGAACACUUUCUUUACUUUGCAUAAGAUAAGAUUGCUAUUCCAAAAAUCGUCUAUCCUUAAACACUUGCUAUAAUAUUUAAUUCAAAAUAUAUCCCUCAUUGAGUUAUGAAGGUAAAAUGUCUGGUUCAAGACAGUGAAACAGUGACAGAUUGAGAAUAAACUAUCUGUUGCUUAGACUUUUUCAUUGUUUAUUUUGUUUUGGGGAGGAUUCAUUAAAAACAAUUGUUAAUCCUGGCUUAUAUGCC
Pantherophis guttatus is the source of this 2985-nucleotide messenger RNA. It is a transcript of the gene GMCL1, whose product is annotated as germ cell-less 1, spermatogenesis associated. Lineage: Eukaryota; Metazoa; Chordata; Lepidosauria; Squamata; Colubridae. Gene Ontology annotation, biological process: germ cell development. The record is from RefSeq and is a predicted model, not a curated record. Gene Ontology annotation, molecular function: protein binding.